AUGGACACCUCUUCCUCCGGAGCCGAGCCGGAGCCGCUCACACUCAACAUCUGCUCCACACAGCAGCCUAUUCCCCGGCUGGGCCAGAUGGCAGCUGCUCUCAUCCAGGACAAAUCAGGGAAAGAGUGGCCUGCAGCCGUCUCGUUUAUCCCGGCUUUAAUGUUGUUCCAGCUGGCGGAGCAGCUCGGUUUCACCCUCUGCGUGGAGCCGGACCUUCUGUUUUCUUCACUGUAA
Molecule: messenger RNA, 234 nt
Organism: Knipowitschia caucasica
Lineage: Eukaryota; Metazoa; Chordata; Actinopteri; Gobiiformes; Gobiidae
Source: the annotation of a GenBank genome assembly